AUGUAUAUUCCAAUAUCCUUCACGCUCCUAGUAACGUCAUCACUGUUCUGCCAGCUGGUUACCUCCAAAACCCAUGAACCCACCGAGUUACAUUUAAUACACCGUGUUGUGCACCCUGACCUUCCGGUGACACCAUGGGCUGAGCUCGGAACUGUCACCGUCCCAUCCUUCAAAUCCAUUUCACCCACUGGCUCAGCUGCCUCAUUGUCACUGGCAGAGUCAUUACGAGAUGACCUUGCAGAGUUCUCAGAGGCAGUCGAUCCUAAUAUGCAGGGUGCAAUGUACCACGUCGCAAUCGAGCGUCUGGAAUCGGAGGGGCCAGUAUCGAGUAUCAAAGCAUGCCUACUCCCUUCCUCCACUUCCGCAAAUGUAGUUAUCCAUUUCUCUGCGACGGGAGAACCAUUUGCGAUCGACUAUUUCGUUUCGCCUGUACCUCAAGAUGGAAUAUGUCCUGUGACGAACAUGGGGAGCUACCCGGCACAUAAUGCGAGCGUGGUACUCAAGUCACCACGGAUGGCGCCUCUACCUGAGUUGCGGAUCCCACCUCCGCUUACGCCUGAAGGCGAGCCAGUAGCACCCGUCCCUGAGAAAAGUUUCGUGCAGAAGUAUUGGAUAUAUAUGGUUGUUGUUCUCGGGGCAUUGCUGAUUUCUGGGCCUGCCGAGGACUCUCCUAGCGGGGAUGGGAAAGGAGGGAAGUAG
Suillus plorans is the source of this 699-nucleotide messenger RNA. RefSeq lists its product as uncharacterized. The transcript has 4 exons. Lineage: Eukaryota; Fungi; Basidiomycota; Agaricomycetes; Boletales; Suillaceae. The record is from RefSeq and is a predicted model, not a curated record. The coding region runs from base 1 to 699 and encodes 232 amino acids.